Messenger RNA from Myiozetetes cayanensis, 1011 nucleotides. RefSeq names its product leucine rich repeat containing 74A (gene LRRC74A). The record is from RefSeq and is a predicted model, not a curated record. Gene Ontology annotation, molecular function: protein binding. Lineage: Eukaryota; Metazoa; Chordata; Aves; Passeriformes; Tyrannidae.
GAUGCCUCAGCAGAGAAGGCCACACAAGCCCCUGACACUGACCAUGGGGUUGAAGAUCCUGGAAAGGCCUUUGCAGAUGCAUGCAGGCUGAUGGAGGUGUUGCUUGUCUUACACUUUAUUCAGAACUUGUCCAAAUCUUUUAUAAAUCUGAACCACGAUGGUCUAGGACUCAAGGUGUCAAAGUCACUGUUAUCCAACACAACCAUCACCCAUUUGUUAGAAGAAAAGUACAUUUUGAUAGAAGGAGCCAUAUGCAUAACAGAGAUGCUUUGAGAGAAUUCCUCCCUUCAAGAACUAAACAUCUCCAAUAACUGCCUAAACACAGCAGGAGCUGAAUCCAUUGCCAGUUUGCUUUUGGAUAACAUGUCCUACCUCAAUAGUCUUCAGCUCGCAGGAAACAACUUUGGAGAGGAGACUGCACCAUACUUUACUUAGGCAUUAAUGGGCAAUUACCAAGUGAAGGAGCUGAACCUUAGCCACAAGGAAUUCUCUGGGAAAGGAGAACAGCUCCUGGGAUAGAUGCUCGAGUCUUUCCCCGUCACAACUACUGUGAAAAAAAUUAACUCUGUCCUGGCCAAAAACCAGGACACAGGAGUACAGAAUGAGUUGGUAAAUGAAACUUUCAUCAAGUUGCGGGAUUUGAUGAGUCAAAUGCAUCCUGAACUAGAUAUCAUCUACAGUGAGGUCAAACUCUGUAUCAUCAAGAUCCAACAGUAUCCAGAUCCCAUGGAAAUGAUUCAGAACUACUUGAAAGAGCAUAACCUAAAACUAUGAGACUUUUUUAGGAAUAUUGAUGAGAAUGGAAACAUGAAGAUUCCUGUGGCAGCCUUCUGGAAUGCCAUGAUGCAGCAACAAAUCAUCCCACUGGAUAAAGUCCAAAUUGGAAAACUAGUGCAAAAUCUAGACCAGAAUCAGACAACAGUUGUGGAUUAUAGUCAUGCAGAAGAGCAGACAGCCAGCACAGAACUCGUGGAAGGGGAAAUUGAGGAAGAAGAUAAGGAAAAGCCAUAA